AUGAAGUUCGCUCUGGUAAUUGUGAUUGUAUUUGCCGCAACGGCGUUCGCAGCUCCUCUGGAAGAUAGGGAUGCACACAUAGUUCAAUACGAAAAUGAUAAUCAGGGCACCGAUGGAUACAAUUUUAAAUAUGAUACCAGCAACGGGAUCCAAAGGAUAGAACAAGCUCAGCUGAAGAACUUUGGCGGAGACAUCAAUGCUUUGGUUGUACGCGGAUCGUAUUCUUACCUCGGUGCCGAUGGUCAAACCUACACCGUUAACUACAUUGCCGAUGAGAAUGGAUUCCAACCGGAGGCACCUCAUAUACCGCGGCUGUGA
This is a messenger RNA of Sabethes cyaneus, 318 nucleotides long. RefSeq names its product endocuticle structural glycoprotein ABD-5-like. Gene Ontology annotation, molecular function: structural constituent of chitin-based larval cuticle. Gene Ontology annotation, cellular component: chitin-based extracellular matrix. Bases 1 to 318 code for a protein of 105 amino acids. NCBI's taxonomy places the organism in Eukaryota, Metazoa, Arthropoda, Insecta, Diptera, Culicidae. The record is from RefSeq and is a predicted model, not a curated record. The transcript has 2 exons.